AGUGCCGACCAUCUCUGCUCAGAAUACUCCAGAGCUUGUAACGGGCACGUCAGCCAGAAGUCCAGAACAUGUAACGCAGUUUCGAUAGAGUAUUUUGGAGUGACAACGUUCGUCGAGGAAGCGGGGACUAUGAACCCCCUGGCUUCAAGGAGGAGGAGAAGCAGGCCGAUCACCAGCGAGCAAGAACGACGCGCUGCUACCGCCUUCCGUCGCGAGUGACGUCACGCUGCCCAUCUCCCGCCCAAGCCUUGUAACUGGGACUCUUGUCUUCAAGCAGUGGUUACAGAAAAAAAUACAUCGCAAGAUUUAAUCUUUGCAAGAAUGACGUCCAAAGGAGUGGCUUUGUUAUUCAUCUUCAGUACCAUUUCUUUACAGAUGCUGUACGUGUUGGCGGAGAUGAAUGAACCAACAAGGUUUGCAGAACACAACUCGCUAGACCUGCCAAAGGCUCCCUCGUCUGUUCUUGACAAAGGAAUGGAGGUAUUGUUGACAGCUUGCGAUUUCGUGGAACGUUAUAAAAUUGGCUACCUUUUAAACGGUUUCUUCGCCCUCAAAGAAUUCAGAAAGAAGCUUUCCAAGAGUGGCAGCAAAAAAGAAAAACCUUGCAGUAACUGUCAGAAGACUGUUGCAUCGAGAAACGAAAAGUCUGCAGCGACAAGUGAGGACUUGAAGGAUAAACUGUACAGUUUCAUAUCGGCAGGAUUCACAACUCAAGAAGGUAUAGCGCUGAUAACCAUGCUGGGUGCUUCAGUUUGUGAAAUAGCUAAGAGUUACAGAGAUGAAGAAGUCGAAUGAAAGAAGCUAAUAAAUCACUUUAAACAAUUUACGGUAUCAUGGUACAUAAAGUUGCUGUUAUUCUUGUAAAAGAUACUUUUUUUUUUAGAAAUCUUGUUUCACGUUAAAAAUAUUAAACAAUACAUAUUUUAAAAUUAUUAUUUACCGAGUUUAUUGCAAGAUUAUUAAUUAUAACAGUAAUAACUUUAAUUCAUAACUAUAUCGGUGUGAUAGGUCUAAUUAUAAGCUUGUACAUACAUUUUGGUGUUAUAUGUUUUUUAGGAUUUUACGAGGUGUAAAAAAAUGUACAAUUCUAAUGCAAUGUUUUAUUUGUGAAAUAUACAUAUCUAUGCUAAGUAAUAAAAGAAACAAACCAGCAACCUAGCAACAAAA
Molecule: messenger RNA, 1167 nt
Organism: Bacillus rossius redtenbacheri
Lineage: Eukaryota; Metazoa; Arthropoda; Insecta; Phasmatodea; Bacillidae
Exons: 4
Coding region: 322-795 (157 amino acids)
Source: RefSeq, a predicted model, not a curated record